CGCCGAGGAUCGUUCACAGAGUAACGUCUGAUGCCGGGACGACAAUGCUGAAGAACUGUAAUUUCACUCAGAACGAACCAGGAGAACAACGCACACCUGAUUCCUCACUCUUACCGCGCUCUACAAUCUGCAAAACACGCGUGCGCAUGUUUCAUUGUGUAAUAAAUAAGCAUGGCGCUACAAUUAUUGGUUAUUCCGAAUUAAUGAAACUGAUGUGCGCACUCUAGUGUACAUUACUAGCGUCUAGCAACUAAUGUGAUGUACCCGGCUCGAAACACAACAUUGAAUCUCUAAAAACACAUAAAUAAGGAUUACAAAGAUAUAUAAAUAUUUAAAAGAAAAAGGUAUUGAACAGCCAUACAGAAGAAAAACAGAAAUUCUAAAGAAGUAUUAAGAUUUUAUUAGCAUUUUCAAUUAUCACAAUUCGAAUCAGUACGAAUGUAAUAAAAACCAAUUUUUAUAACUUAUUGUUAAUAUAAAUCUAUUCUCCCCAGCAUAUUGGUGAACAAUUACAACCACAAUGAACUUGCCACGAGUAUACUUCGACGUAUCUACAGAUGAUAAGACAUUAGGAAGACUUAUAAUACAACUACGUCCUGAUGUUGUGCCAAAGACAUCAGAAAAUUUUCGUGCGCUGUGUACAGGAGAAAGAGGCUUUGGUUAUAAAGGGAGUUAUUUUCACCGUGUAAUUCCCAAUUUUAUGUGUCAAGGAGGUGAUAUCACACAUCACAAUGGUACAGGUGGAAAGUCUAUCUAUGGAGAUAAAUUUGAAGAUGAGAACUUUGAACUCAAGCAUACUGGUGGUGGUAUACUGUCAAUGGCUAACUCUGGCCCAAACUCAAAUAGCUCACAAUUUUUUAUUACUACUAUAAAAACACCUUGGCUGGACAAUAAACAUGUUGUGUUUGGCAAUGUUAUCGAAGGAAUGGAUAUUGUAAGGAAAAUUGAAAAUUGUGGUUCAUCUACUGGUAAGACAUAUCAGAAAGUCAUGAUAGCGGAUUGUGGUCAGUUAUCUUGAAGAUAAGCUAAAUUCAUGAAUCAUGGAUUAAAAUAAAUCGAAGUAUAAUAAGUUACAUAAGUUUCUAUAUUUUAAUUGCUUUAAGGAAAAUGUACUGGAAAUUUUUUUAUAAAGAUAUAUAAGGACACAUAUAUUUA
Messenger RNA from Linepithema humile (Argentine ant), 1155 nucleotides. The record is from RefSeq and is a predicted model, not a curated record. Lineage: Eukaryota; Metazoa; Arthropoda; Insecta; Hymenoptera; Formicidae.